AUGACUGAGGCCGAGGUGGUGAUCCGCAAUGAGUCCGGCUAUAUCCGGCACACGGCCACCAAAGACUUCGGACCUUUGGAAUUUACGGGGAAAGUUGCUGGUGGUUUGCGGCUCGACUUGCGUAGGCGGUUGCCGCACUACUGCAGUGACUGGACGGAUGCCUUCAAGGCCGAAAACCUCCAAAAGUCCGUGAGUUCCGUGCUGUACUUGUUCAUUGCCGCUCUUGCACCAGCGAUCACGUUUGGAAGCCGAUUCCUGGAUGGCACGAAUGGCCAAUUUGGUGUAUUGGAAAUGAUCAUGAGUACAGCAAUUAGUGGCUUGCUCUUCUCCACCUUCGCGGGCCAGCCAUUGUCCAUCCUUGGAGCAACUGGACCAUUCCUGGCCUACACGUUGGUGGUCUACGACUUGGCCGUUGGGUCGGACCUGGAGUUCAUGGUUUUCUACUUCUGGACUUGCAUGUGGUCGGCUCUCUUCACUAUCCUGGUGGCGGUCUUUGACCUGUGUGCUCUGAUGAAGCACGUGACUAUGUUCAGCGAAGACAUUUUCGCCGGCUUGAUUAGCCUUAUCUUCAUCAUCGACGGAGUGAGGCCUAUCAUCGAGAACUUCACGGAGAAGAGGAUGGCACUGAAUAGCGCCAUGUUCGAGGCUUUGCUAUUCCUUUACACUUUUGGCCUGGCAACCUACCUGUCCCACUUCCGGCGCACGCCCUGGCUGCUCCGGUCCCUCCGCAACCUCAUGGCCAACUUCUCCGUGACCAUCGCCCUGGUGACGGCUUCGGCCCUGGCAGCCAUCUACUCCACCGACACCAACUUGAGGAUGCUGAGCGUGGAUGCGGACUUCUCCCCGAACCUGGUGUUGUCGGACGGAAGCAAGCGACCCUGGAUCGUGAACCCUGCAGGCAUCGAAAAGCCUUUCCCUGCCUGGGCCAUUGCGUAUGCAAUCCUUCCUGCGAUUGGAUUCGCCGUGCUGGGCUACUUGGACCAGAACCUCACCUCCGUGAUCGUGAAUCGUCCGUCGAACAAUCUUGCAAAGCCGCCCGGAUACCAUUUGGAUUUGUUCGUGAGAGGGGCACUGACACUCCCAGCCUGCGCUGUGCUGGGCCUGCCGCUAUCCGUGGCCUCGACGGUGCCCAGCAUCACGCACGUCAUUUCCUUGACCACCUAUGAGGUGAAGCAGCUGCCCGAGGGAGAGCGCAAGGUCCCGACCAAGGUGGUGGAGCAGCGUGCCACGAAUUUCCUUAUCCACAUACUAAUUGGGUGCGCUCUCUUCCUCGCCCCGGUCCUGAAAUUCUUGCCACGGGCCGUGCUGCAGGGCGUGUUCUUCUACAUGGGUAUUGCCUCCUUGACUGGCAACAAUCUCUUCGACCGCUUGUUCCUGUGGUUGAUCUGGGACCCCGCCAAGUAUCCGCAGUACCACUACAUCCAGAAGCUUCCUAUCCGCCGCGUCCACCUCUAUACCUUGGUGCAGGUGAUCUGCUUGGCAAUUCUCUAUGGGCUCAAAGCAAUCAAGGAAACUUCCGUGGUAUUCCCCUUCUUCAUGGCCUCCCUGGCUUUCAUCCGCAAGGCCAUGCGCUGGAUGUUCACCGAGGAGGAGCUGAAGCUGCUGGACAGCUUGCCCGACGAGGAUGAGGGUGCUGAGGCCAAGCCUGCGCCGGACCUCCUGAACCUGGGGACCGAG
This is a messenger RNA of Symbiodinium pilosum, 1677 nucleotides long. The record is from the annotation of a GenBank genome assembly. Lineage: Eukaryota; Dinophyceae; Suessiales; Symbiodiniaceae.